Messenger RNA from Diceros bicornis minor, 3948 nucleotides. RefSeq names its product deleted in malignant brain tumors 1 protein-like. The transcript is spliced from 21 exons. NCBI's taxonomy places the organism in Eukaryota, Metazoa, Chordata, Mammalia, Perissodactyla, Rhinocerotidae. Bases 1 to 3948 code for a protein of 1315 amino acids. Gene Ontology annotation, cellular component: membrane. The record is from RefSeq and is a predicted model, not a curated record.
AUGGUUAAGAGCAACGGCCUGAAUGUGGCCUUGAGGCUGGUGAACGGAGAGGGCCGGUGUCAGGGCCGGGUGGAGGUCCUGUACCGGGGCUCGUGGGGCACCGUGUGUGACGACGACUGGGACACCCAUGACGCCAACGUGGUGUGCAGGCAGCUCGACUGUGGCCCAGCUCUGUCAGCGCCAGGAAGCGCCCGCUUUGGUCAGGGCUCAGGGCGUAUUGUCUUGGACAAUGUGGGCUGCUCUGGAAACGAGUCCUACCUGUGGAGCUGCCCUCACAACGGCUGGCUCUCGCACAACUGCGGCCACGGGGAAGACGCCAGCGUCAUCUGCUCAGGUGGGCCUCCAAGAGGUACUAAGCCUCCAAAUACGUAUCCUGCCCCUGUCACUCACGAGUCAACAGUGAAAUCUCCGUGCUUUCCUCUAGAUGUGGCCUUGAGGCUGGUGAACGGAGAAGGCCGGUGUCAGGGCCGGGUGGAGGUCCUGUACCGGGGCUCGUGGGGCACCGUGUGUGACGACGACUGGGACACCCAUGACGCCAACGUGGUGUGCAGGCAGCUCGACUGUGGCCCAGCUCUGUCAGCGCCAGGAAGUGCCCGCUUUGGUCAGGGCUCAGGGCGUAUUGUCUUGGACAAUGUGGGCUGCUCUGGAAACGAGUCCUACCUGUGGAGCUGCCCUCACAACGGCUGGCUCUCGCACAACUGCAGCCACGGGGAAGACGCCAGCGUCAUCUGCUCAGAAUAUGUGGCCUUGAGGCUGGUGAACGGAGAGGGCCGGUGUCAGGGCCGGGUGGAGGUCCUGUACCGGGGCUCGUGGGGCACCGUGUGUGACGACGGCUGGGACACCAAUGAUGCCAACGUGGUGUGCAGGCAGCUGGGCUGUGGCCAGGCCACGUCCGCCCCAGGAAGUGCCCGCUUCGGUCAUGGCUCAGGGCCUAUUGUCCUGGACGAAGUAGGCUGCUCAGGACACGAGUCCUACCUGUGGAGCUGCCCCCACAACGGCUGGCUCUCGCACAACUGCGGCCACGGGGAAGACGCCAGCGUCAUCUGCUCAGAUGUGGCCUUGAGGCUGGUGAACGGAGAGGGCCGGUGUCAGGGCCGGGUGGAGGUCCUGUACCGGGGCUCGUGGGGCACCGUGUGUGACGACGGCUGGGACACCAAUGAUGCCAACGUGGUGUGCAGGCAGCUGGGCUGUGGCCAGGCCACGUCCGCCCCAGGAAGUGCCCGCUUCGGUCAUGGCUCAGGGCCUAUUGUCCUGGACGAAGUAGGCUGCUCAGGACACGAGUCCUACCUGUGGAGCUGCCCCCACAACGGCUGGCUCUCGCACAACUGCGGCCACGGGGAAGACGCCAGCGUCAUCUGCUCAGGUGGGCCUCCAAGAGGUAGUACAAAGGAUGUAGCACAGGGCAGAGGCACAAUACGCAGCCACACCCACUUCCUAAGAUCUCGGCGCCCCAGGCAGGCCUUCUGGAAGGGACAGACAGUGAAAUCUCCGUGCUUUCCUCUAGAUGUGGCCUUGAGGCUGGUGAACGGAGAGGGCCGGUGUCAGGGCCGGGUGGAGGUCCUGUACCGGGGCUCGUGGGGCACCGUGUGUGACGACGGCUGGGACACCAAUGAUGCCAACGUGGUGUGCAGGCAGCUGGGCUGUGGCCAGGCCACGUCCGCCCCAGGAAGUGCCCGCUUCGGUCAUGGCUCAGGGCCUAUUGUCCUGGACGAAGUAGGCUGCUCAGGACACGAGUCCUACCUGUGGAGCUGCCCCCACAACGGCUGGCUCUCGCACAACUGCGGCCACGGGGAAGACGCCAGCGUCAUCUGCUCAGGUGGGCCUCCAAGAGGUACGUGGCCUCUCUCUGUGUUGUUUCAGGGGACUCCGUGCUUUCCUCUAGAUGUGGCCUUGAGGCUGGUGAACGGAGAGGGCCGGUGUCAGGGCCGGGUGGAGGUCCUGUACCGGGGCUCGUGGGGCACCGUGUGUGACGACGGCUGGGACACCAAUGAUGCCAACGUGGUGUGCAGGCAGCUGGGCUGUGGCCAGGCCACGUCCGCCCCAGGAAGUGCCCGCUUCGGUCAUGGCUCAGGGCCUAUUGUCCUGGACGAAGUAGGCUGCUCAGGACACGAGUCCUACCUGUGGAGCUGCCCCCACAACGGCUGGCUCUCGCACAACUGCGGCCACGGGGAAGACGCCAGCGUCAUCUGCUCAGAAUAUGUGGCCUUGAGGCUGGUGAACGGAGAGGGCCGGUGUCAGGGCCGGGUGGAGGUCCUGUACCGGGGCUCGUGGGGCACCGUGUGUGACGACGGCUGGGACACCAAUGAUGCCAACGUGGUGUGCAGGCAGCUGGGCUGUGGCCAGGCCACGUCCGCCCCAGGAAGUGCCCGCUUCGGUCAUGGCUCAGGGCCUAUUGUCCUGGACGAAGUAGGCUGCUCAGGACACGAGUCCUACCUGUGGAGCUGCCCCCACAACGGCUGGCUCUCGCACAACUGCGGCCACGGGGAAGACGCCAGCGUCAUCUGCUCAGUGCCUGGACCGCCUGUGUCUGGCCCAGGUCCCAUCCUCUGCUGGGACCAUUUCCAUUUUGUUCUGACAGCAAAUUAUUCCUGCGGAGGCUUCCUGUCCCAACCUUCAGGGCACCUCUCCAGCCCAUUCUAUCCUGGGAACUAUCCAAACAACGCCAAAUGUGUGUGGGACAUCGAAGUCCAAAACACCUACUGCGUGACUGUUGUCUUCAGAGAUGUCCAGCUUGAUGGCGGCUGUAACUACGACUACGUCGAGGUGUUUGAUGGUCCCCACCACAGUUCCCCCCUUGUCGCACGCGUCUGUGAUGGGUCAAGGGGCUCCUUCACCUCGUCGUCAAACUUCAUGUCUAUUCGCUUCAUCAGCGACGGCAGUGUCACAAGAAGAGGCUUCCAGGCCGACUUCUACUCUAGUCCUUCCAAUGACAGCACCAAGCUGCUUUGUCGGUCGAAUCACAUGCAAACCAGCGUGAGCAGAAUCUACCUCCAAUCCCUGGGCUAUUCUGCCAGGGAUCUUGUCAUUCUCAGCUGGAACGGGAGCUACCAGUGUCGGCCCCAGAUAACGUCGAGCCAGGUGACAUUCACAAUUCCCUACUCAGGCUGCGGCACCCUCGAGCAGGUAGAUAAUGAUACUAUCACCUAUUCCAACGUCCUCAAAGCAGCGGUUUCAAGGGGCAUCAUCAAGAGAAAGAAGGACCUCUACAUUCACGUCAGCUGCAGAAUGCUUGAGAACACUUGGGUUGACACAAUGUACAUUGCUAAUGACACCAUCGAGGUCGAGGAAGUCCAGUAUGGCAAUUUUGACGUGAACAUUUCCCUUUACACAUCCUCUUCAUUCUUGUAUCCCGUGACCAGUGGCCCAUACUAUGUGGACCUGAACCAGAAUUUGUACCUUCAGGCUGAAAUCCUCCAUUCUGACGCCUCCCUGGACUUAUUUGUGGACACCUGUGUGGCGUCGCCAUAUUCCAAUGACUCUACAUCCCUGACUUAUGAUCUAAUCCGGAGCGGGUGUGUGAAGGAUGAAACCUACCAAUCCUACGCUCCGCCGUCGCCCCGCAUCGCCCGCUUCAAAUUCAGUUCCUUCCACUUUGUGAAGCGCUUCCCCUCCGUGUACCUGCAGUGUAAGAUGGUGGUGUGCAAGGUGUACGACUCCUCUUCCCGCUGCCACAGAGGCUGCGUGGUGAGGGCCAAGAGGGACGUGGGCUCCUACCAGGAGAAGGUGGACGUCGUCCUGGGGCCCAUCCUACUGCAGGGCCCGCACACCAAGGAGAGGAGCCUGGCCCCGCCGGCUGACGUGGAGGAGCAGGCCAGCACGCAGGGGAGCUACCACAGCGCUGCCGUCUCUGCUGGGGUCUUCCUGGUCGUGGUCCUGGUUGUGGCAGCUUUCACCCUGGGGAGGAACACCCGCGCCGCCAAUGACCAGCCUCUGAGCUCUAAGAUGUGA